CGUGGUCAGUAGCGAUUAUUGUUGUCGUGUGACGUGUGGUGUGACGUGUCACGGGAGUAACGGGCGGAUAUUUUCAAAAUGGAAGAAAUGGCAAAGUUUUGGAGGGGAACGCAAGAACAUUUAUUUUUUCUCCGAGAACUCCUGCAGCGGCUCUAGAUGCACUCACCCGAUCGAGGAACAUUAGCACAAAGCUUCAUGCACCUGCGAAACGAAAACCAGUCACGAUGAGUGUUUCGAUCGGCGAUAAAAUUGAGGACUUUAAGGUCCUCACUCUGCUGGGCAAAGGCUCCUUUGCAUGUGUUUACCGGGCCAAAUCUGUGAAGACUGGUCUGGAGGUUGCUAUCAAAACGAUCGACAAAAAAGCAAUGCACAAAGCUGGCAUGGUCCAGCGUGUGACAAACGAGGUGGAGAUUCAGUGUCGACUAAAGCACCCUUCAAUACUUGAGCUGUACAACUACUUUGAGGACAGCAACUAUGUGUACUUGGUGUUGGAGAUGUGUCACAACGGAGAGAUGAGUCGGUACCUUAAAGAGCGGAAGAUGUAUUUCUCGGAGGAUGAAGCAAGACAUUUCAUGCAUCAAAUAGUGAAAGGAAUGCUAUAUUUACACACCCAUGGCAUCUUGCAUCGGGAUCUGACUUUGUCAAACCUUUUGCUGACCAGCAACAUGAACAUUAAGAUUGCAGACUUUGGACUGGCCACUCAGCUCAAACUCCCAAAUGAAAAGCACUUCACCAUGUGUGGGACACCCAACUACAUCUCCCCGGAGGUGGCCACUCGCAGUGCGCACGGUCUUGAAUCAGAUGUCUGGUCACUGGGUUGCAUGUUCUACGCCUUCCUGAUGGGUCGUCCCCCGUUUGACACGGACACAGUCAAGCACACCCUGUCUAAAGUGGUUCUUGGAGAGUAUGAGAUGCCAAGCCAUGUUUCUCUGGAGGCUCAGGACCUGAUCCAUCAGCUGCUGCAGAAGGACCCCGCCCAGCGGCCCAGCCUCUCUGCCGUACUGGACCACCCGUUUAUGACCCAGAGUCUGCUGGUAAGGACCAAGGAGCUGGGGCUGGGGGACGAGGGAUCCAUAGACAGCGGCAUUGCCACCAUCUCCACAGCCUGCACCUCCUCCACUUCAGCCAGCAGCAGCAGCCGCCUCCAGAGGAGAACCAGGCACAUGAUUGGCUGUGCCCUGCCUAAUCGCAUGGCGCCCAUUCAAAGUCUUCCACAACAACACAGCGACGCCUGUUUUGAGGACACCGACCAGUGGCAACAGCAGCAUCCAGCAGACAGAUUUCACAGGGAGGGCAGGAGCAGGGGCGUUCAGGGUGUUGAGAAUGGGCAGCCUCACUCUCGCUACCUGAGGAGGGCUCACUCUUCAGACCGCUCCAGCUCUUCUGCAUCAGGCCACGGACCAAGUCACCCUGAGCUGGGGAGAUGCCACUCAGAGGAGACUCUUACUGGCUUAGGAAGACCACUGUUCAACAUGCCUUCUACUCAGCACCCAUUCUCAGAGCAUGGAAGGCUCCCCUCUCCCCCUGUCAAACAGUCAGCAAGUUAUGGGUAUUCGCUAUCCACGCAGACCGCACAUCCACCAAACCUGCAAUUUGAAGACCUGGAAGGAGUUACUAAUUGGCUCAAUAAUGAGGCGUCAGGACACAGGCCUGCAGACAGUAGCACUCACAGCGGCGGCAGCGGCAGCUUCCAUGGCAGCAGAGGACCUUUAGGGGUUCACAAUUGUCGGACAGACAAGCCCAUGGGCCAAAGUGCGAACCUUCACCACAACCAGCACCACAUGCACCACAACCUUCCCCCCAACUCUGACGCGUACAGGGAGAAUAUACCUGGAGCAGAGUUCCAACCUCCUCACUGCAGAGAGUUAAAGCCCCCCGCAGCCAAACCCAGUGUGGAUAAAGAGAAGAAAACCCUCCGAGACAUAGUACCACCACUGUGUGCGUCCAGACUGAAGCCUAUUAGACAGAAGACCAAAAAUGCUGUUGUGAGUAUUCUGGACUCAGGUGAAGUGUGUAUGGAGCUAUUAAAAUGCCACAGUGGUCAAGAGAGGGUCAAAGAAGUCCUUCGGAUUUCCUGUGAUGGUUCAAUGGUGACAAUAUACCAGCCUAAUGGUGGAAAGGGUUUUCCCGUCCUGGACUGUCCUCCCGCUCCUCCAGAAGAUAUUCUGAUUUGUAGCUACGAGGAUCUUCCAGAAAAAUACUGGAAAAAAUAUCAAUAUGCCUCCAAGUUUGUGCAGCUGGUGAAAUCCAAGACUCCAAAAGUGACCCUUUACACCAAGUAUGCAAAGAUCAUGCUGAUGGAGAACUCUCCCAGUGCAGACCUGGAAGUCUGCUUUUAUGAUGGAGCGAAGACCCACAAGACGUCAGAGUUGGUGAGAGUGGUGGAGAAGAGCGGCAAGUCGUACACGGUGAAGGGCGAGGCGGGGCUGGGCGGCCUGAGCCCAGAGAGCAGGCUGUAUGCGGAGCUGUCUGACGAGGGCCACAGCAUGUGUCUGUCCCUGGAGGCCGCCAUCAUGGCAGAGGAGCAGCGCAGCAACAAGAACGUCCCUUUCUUCCCCGUAACUAUCGGCAGGAGACCUGCCAACCCAGACUCCGCAUGUUCGGCAUCCCUGCCCUCCCACCCGACGCCUCCUGAUGCAGCUUCACCUCCUCAACCUCCACAAAUCACUCCCUCGAUGAUCUCCUACGAUGGCUCUGAUUUCACCACAGCAAGCCUGAGUAAGAAAAGCUCCCCAGUGAGACAGGACCUGGUCCAAAGCACGGGGAAAGUGGUCAAGUCAAUAUUUGUGCCUAAUGUUGGAUGGGCCUCCCAGCUGACGAGUGGAGAGGUGUGGGUGCAAUUCAACGAUGGGUCUCAGCUUGUGGUUCAGGCAGGAGUCUCCUGUAUCACCUACACGUCUCCAGAGGGCAGGAUCACCAGGUACAAGGAGAAUGAGAAGUUGCCAGAGCAUGUCAAGGAGAAGCUGCACUGUCUCUCCACCAUCCUGGGAUUGUUGGCCAACCCGACAGCACAUCACCUCCAACCUCACUAACACAUCUCAGCAGGACGGCCUGGCAGGGAACAGAAAACAGCAUUAGAACCCAUAAUGCAUUUUUUGUCUGGUGUUCUUGUAAAUAUAUGUUUGUGUGUGUUUUUUUUUUUUACAUGUACAGAAGACUAAGAUUAUGAAAAGAUAUAUUUUAAUAAGUGACCGUUUUGUAUAGCGUCUCAGUUGGCCUUGUUGAAAAUGUUUGUCUUUUCAUGUGUGUCUUUUUUACUGCGUCUCCAAUUCUAUGAAAUGUGUGAUUCGUUAAUGCUGAGGCAAUAAACAUCUGGAGGCUGGGUGGAGAAAUGCUGCGCAGCUGGCUUGCAGUCUUCUCUUUGCACUUGAUAUAUUCAUAAAGGAAUUUUUUUAUAGAAAGAAA
This is a messenger RNA of Scatophagus argus, 3405 nucleotides long. It is a transcript of the gene plk4, whose product is annotated as polo-like kinase 4 (Drosophila). The transcript has 15 exons. Gene Ontology annotation, biological process: protein phosphorylation. Gene Ontology annotation, molecular function: ATP binding; protein kinase activity; protein binding. NCBI's taxonomy places the organism in Eukaryota, Metazoa, Chordata, Actinopteri, Scatophagidae. The record is from RefSeq and is a predicted model, not a curated record. Bases 225 to 3032 code for a protein of 935 amino acids.